Molecule: messenger RNA, 654 nt
Organism: Alternaria metachromatica
Lineage: Eukaryota; Fungi; Ascomycota; Dothideomycetes; Pleosporales; Pleosporaceae
Exons: 2
Coding region: 1-654 (217 amino acids)
Source: RefSeq, a predicted model, not a curated record
AUGUCUGGCGACGACGCAGUCACAACGCUCUCGUGGGCCCCGAAGACCCCCGUUGCAGCGCUCUCGCAAGCCCCAAAGACCCCAAAUAUACCAAUCCCUUCUGUGGUUAGCUUGACGCUGGACCAGCUCAAGACGCAGAAGAACCCGGCUGCUCGAAAACGUGCUCUAGCAAUAACUGCUGCAGCGCAACCUGGCGCGGCUUCUACUCUUCCUAGAAUAACCCCACGCGCACAGCCCGCAGCUUCUGUUACUUCAUCUGAAAACACCAUCAAGAAGACCGUGCAGAAGACAGCGAACACCAGGAAGAGGUCAGCUACCAAGUCAAGGGUACCGCCAGUGGCGAACAUGGAGUCAAUAAACGACGCAAAUAACUUCGACUUCCACCAGGCCAAAGCAGAGAAACCACGCAAGCCUCGCAUGCUUGAGGAGGACGGAACGUUCACGGACAGGGCACCGGUACCGGGAAAGGCCGCAAAAAAGGAGAUAGACGCAUGGGCAGAGGCUCAGAUGCGUACCAAUCCCGAUGUUGCCGCGAUGAACAAUGAAGAUAUCGAGCUCGCUACGCCCGAGACAAUUGAUGGGAGUGAGGAUGGAGAAGACUCGGAUGUGGCGAGUACUGCAUGUGCUCACGACGAAGUCUUCACAUUCCAGUAA